Molecule: messenger RNA, 2077 nt
Organism: Carassius carassius (crucian carp)
Lineage: Eukaryota; Metazoa; Chordata; Actinopteri; Cypriniformes; Cyprinidae
Product: SH3 domain-binding protein 5-like
Exons: 9
Coding region: 202-1548 (448 amino acids)
Biological process (GO): negative regulation of protein tyrosine kinase activity; intracellular signal transduction
Cellular component (GO): cytoplasm
Molecular function (GO): protein kinase inhibitor activity
Source: RefSeq, a predicted model, not a curated record
AUACGGCACAGCUGUGUGUGUGCGUGAGUGCGGGGAUCCGGACACGCGCGUGCCUCUCUGCAUCUCUCUCUUUAAUUGACGAAUCCAGAGGGGACUGAUCUCGGUGAUUCAAGUGUAAUAAUCUCUAACGGACGCAUAUACUUAGCAUUCACCUCACAGGAGGGCAUUCCUUUAAUUUCUUUAGCAACAUAAUAAAAUAAAAUGGACAGUUCAGACAAGGAAAACAGGUCAGAUGAAGAAUUUGACUCACCCAAGGAAGAAGAGGUGGACCCGAGAAUCCAGGGAGAGCUUGAGAAGCUGAAUCAGUCCACAGAUGACAUCAACAGAUGUGAAACUGAGCUGGAGGAAGCCAGGCAAAGGUUUCGCUCGGUGCUGGUGGAAGCCACUCUAAAGUUAGACGAGCUGGUGAAGAAGAUUGGGAAAGCGGUGGACGAAUCGAAACCAUACUGGGAGGCCCGGCGGGUGGCACGGCAGACUCAGCUUGAAGCACAGAGAUCCACACAAGACUUCCAGAGGGCCACGGAAGAACUGCGGGCGGCCAAAGAGACCAUCGCCCUGGCUGAACAGAGGCUGUUGGAGGAUGAUAAGGGGCAGUUUGACUCAGCCUGGCAGGAGAUGCUCAACCACGCAACACAGCGAGUGAUGGAGGCCGAGCAGAUAAAAACACGCAGUGAGCUACUGCACAAGGAAACUGCUGCUAAAUACACUGCCGCCAUUAGUUGUAUGAAACAGCUGGAGAAGAAGCUCAAACGCACCAUCAACAAGUCUAAGCCCUACUUUGAAAUGAAGGCCAAAUAUUACUUGCAGCUUGAGCAACUGAAGAAGAAUGUGGAUGACCUCCAGACCAAGCUGACGCAGGCUAAAGGGGAAUAUAAGUCAGCCCUGAGAAACCUGGAGAUGAUCUCCGAUGAGAUCCAUGAGCGCAGACGCUCCUUAGGCAUAGGCCCGCGGGAGAGAGGCGUGGGGGCAGAGGGUGAUGGUGUCAUUGGUGAAGACUUGUCUGGCUUCAAAUUCGAAUCUGAUGGAAUUUCAAUGGCAUCUGGGUCCUACGAGGAUGAAAACUGCAGCACCAGUGCCAUGUCCACGGAAGACUCAGAGACUCAAUCCAACAGUAGCUUCAGUUCUGGGCCAAACAGCCCGCAGGACUUGCCCUGUCCUUUCUACUCAUCCUCCUCUUCCUCUGGAUCUCCGACCUCCUCCUCCCCGACCUGCUCCUCUCGCCCCUGCAGUCUGGACCUGCCCAGCACCGUCUCUUUGUCUGACUUUAGCCUGAUGUCUCCCAUCCUCGGCCCACGCAGCGAAUGCAGCGGCGCCUCCUCCCCUGAGUGUGACAUAGAGAGAGGUGACAGAGCAGAAGGUGCUGAGGCUGUAUUGGAAAACGUUCUCAAUAAAAAUAGCAACACCAAAACAACCUUUGGCCUAGAUAGCCGUUUCCCCCUGCUGUCUCUAAAACUUAGCCGAAAUGAAAGCAGAAAAAGCGUUGGCGGAGACCCCCUGGGUCUGGCUCAGCACACCGCCCCAGCCACAGUCCUGCUGGAUGGGAUGUGACUGCAGUGCCUGCUACAUCAAUGUACCUGAUGCAUUCAUUCACAUUCCGUGCGAGAAGCACUGGCAGUUACCCGUCCUCCACUUCACCAGUAUGUCAUCGCAGCCCAUUGUUCUCACUGUCUAGAAUGUUCCACCAACUUUCAGACUAAACUUUCACUCAAUCUCACGGGUGUGAGAAAGGCAAACCAUGACACAGUGUGGUGAGGAGACAAAUCUGCCAUUGGGGGCAUAGAACCGAGUUAAGCUUUGAAAAGAAGACAAGCAUCUCUGUAAAACACAAUUACCGUUCCAGAUCUAGAGAGACUCAAGACACGUAAGGAUGGCGUUAGCACUUCACUUUUUACUUAAAAAAUGCAUAUGAGAUUCAUUAUGCUCUAAUUUAUGCCACUGGUUGUCUUUGUAACCGUGUCAUGGAGAAUUUAAUUUGUGUGGCAGUAUAAUGUUACAGUCAUUACUGAGUUCUUCUAUAUCCAGGACAUCGGCGCAUGAUUUCGCUUCAGCCUGGUGCUCAACAGACUCGCCUGCACAU